AUGAAGGGUGGGAAACUCUUGGAUGCCCCGUCAGACACAGGCAGCACUCCAGAAAACCACAAAAAACCCCAUCAAUGCUCAGAGUGUGGGAAAUCCUUUGCUCACAGGUCCCUCCUUUUGACCCACAUGAAGGUCCAUGUGGGAAGUGGAUCCAGUCAAGCUUUGGGGGGUGAGAAAUCCUUUUCUGGAAAACACAUGGAAAAUCUCAGACGCCCCCCCAGACUAAAACCUCAUAAAUGUGAGGAAUGUGACUUAUGCUUUGGUCAAAGGUCACACCUUAUUACACAUCAGAAAACCCACACGGGAGAGAAACUCUAUCAGUGUCUGGAAUGUGGGAAAUUUUUUUCUCAGAAAGCCACCCUCAGAAACCAUGAGAGAAUUCACACAGGGGAGAAGCCUUACAAAUGUUGGGAAUGUGGAAAGAGCUUUUCUCAGAAUGCAAGUCUUUGGGUCCAUGAGAAGGUUCAUGCAGGAAUAAAAUCGUACAAAUGUUUUCAGUGUGGGAAAUGUUUCACCCGGAGUUCAUCUCUUCGGAGUCAUGAGAAAACGCACAGAAGGGAGAAAAACGAAAAGUGCCUCGAAUGUGGUAAAUGUUUUUACCAGAAAUCAAACCUGGUGCGACAUCAUAGACUUCACACCAGAGACAGACCCUAUGAAUGCCCAGAAUGUGAGAAACGAUUUAUGUAUUCUUCUGAACUUCGGAGACACGAGGAGAGGCACAAAGGAGAGUUACGCUAUCAAUGUGGGGAGUGUGGGAAAAGUUUUAGAGAGAAGCCGUACAGAUGCUCACAUCAAUGCAACGAAUGUGAACGAUUCUAUCGUACCUCAUCUGCCCUUAAAAGUCAUGUGAAAAUUCACAUAGGGGAAAAAAACUACAAAUGUUUAGAAUGUGGGAGAACAUUUGCUCAUGCGUGUUCUCUCAGAAGCCACAGCCGAGUACAUACAGGAGAAAAGCCCCAUAAAUGCUCGGAGUGCAAUAAAUGUUUUUCUCGGAAAGAUACUCUUGUGAGACAUCAGAGAAUCCACACUGGAGAGAAACCAUACAAAUGUCUGCAGUGUGGGAAAUGUUUUGCCCAUCCUUCGUCAUUUCGCAUACACACCAGAAAUCACACAGGAUAGUGGCCUUAUAAGUGUGUAGAGUGUGAGAAAGCUUUUCAUUGUAAAUCAGAGUUAAAAAUGCAUCUGAAUGUCCAUAGCAGAGAUAAACCUCUUCCAUUGUGAACGUUGAAAACAUUUUUUUUUUCAAAAGUCAUAUCUUAACGUUAACCAGGAACAUCACACAAUGACAGAAGGGAAAUCCUACUAUUGUUUGGUGUGGGGAAAAUGUUUUUCCUACUCAAGUAGCCCAGCACAAGUGCAGAGGGGUUAGGGGAGGGGAUCUGAGUGGAAGACACCUACCCAGCGACUUGCAGUCUUCCAUGCCAGCUUCCCCUUUGACUUUCUGGGGAAGGCAGCGCAGAAGUUGGCAAAUGGCAGUCAUGUAAAGGUGCUGCUCUAAAUGCUUCUAAUUAUUUUCGUAUCUCAGAAACAGAAAUAUUUGGA
Messenger RNA from Crotalus tigris (Tiger rattlesnake), 1542 nucleotides. RefSeq names its product zinc finger protein 2-like. Gene Ontology annotation, biological process: regulation of transcription by RNA polymerase II. Gene Ontology annotation, molecular function: RNA polymerase II transcription regulatory region sequence-specific DNA binding; DNA-binding transcription factor activity, RNA polymerase II-specific. The record is from RefSeq and is a predicted model, not a curated record. Gene Ontology annotation, cellular component: nucleus. NCBI's taxonomy places the organism in Eukaryota, Metazoa, Chordata, Lepidosauria, Squamata, Viperidae. The coding region runs from base 1 to 1119 and encodes 372 amino acids. The transcript has 3 exons.